Molecule: messenger RNA, 252 nt
Organism: Colletotrichum gloeosporioides
Lineage: Eukaryota; Fungi; Ascomycota; Sordariomycetes; Glomerellales; Glomerellaceae
Exons: 3
Coding region: 1-252 (83 amino acids)
Source: RefSeq, a predicted model, not a curated record
AUGAAGUCAACUCUGAUUGCCGUUGCCCUAGCGCAAACUGCCAUUGUCCUUGCUGGUGUGUACAAAGGGUACACGUGCGUCAUGUCAAACGGCCAAAUCAACCCAUCAAACAAUCUCUGCAAUGACGCCUACGGAACACCCUUACCUGGCCAAAACGGCGUUUGUUGCAUUUCCCAACCAGAGUACAAGGCGAACUACGACACGGGCUGCGCCAAUAAUGGGGGAAAAGUUAACCAAAUUGCCGACUGCUAA